GGGACCCCCUUGGUGUUUCCGCUCUCUCAAUGCCCAUUCUGUGCGGGUUCCUGAUUCUCUGCGGGUUCUUUCCUGCUGAAGACAAUUCUCUUCCUGUUCCAGCCUGCGAUUGCGGGGCUGAACCCAGGGCCCUAAUGGUUUGGGCCCCAGCCUCAUGGGUGGAAUGCACCAGCCACCCCCAGGCUAGACGAGGGGACUCAGGGUCAGGGUGGGCAUUUGUUGUGCCCCUUUUCGACCUUUGUAGGCCAGAGCUGGGUGAGGGGCUGGACAAUGAGCCUCCUCUUCCUUGAAAGAAGGAAUCUUGGUAGAGACAAUAAGGCCCUGUCUGCUCUGGCACGGGGGGCGGUGGCUGACUCAAUUCUGCCCCUUCUCCGCCCCCCAGGCGCUAACAAAUGUCACCAAGAAAUGGGGGCAAUUUUUCCCUCAGUGCCCUGGACAGCCUCCCCAACCUCCCCCACCUUUGUGGUAUCUCGCCCUUCUUUCUUUCCUCAGCUGAUCUUGCCUUUUCUCCCAUGACCUAACCCUACUUUCUUCUCUGCCAGCUCUGCCUCUCCCUGCCCCUCAGUUCUUCCCAUCUGUGUUGGGUUGAAGGGCGGAGGGCAAAGGCCAGGUGUUUCAAAGCCAGUAGCCUCUGUUGACUUGGGGGAGUUCCAAAUAAGGGGCCUCAGGGUUGAGAAGAAACUUCUAGGGGGCUCUUUACUUGGCUGCAGGGGGUGGGGGUGAAGGUCAGUGGGGAUUUGGACCCCACUGAAUUGACCAAGCUCCAGCUAUGGGAGGAGGCUUAUGGGAGGGGGCAGGGAUGGGAGGGCUCUGUCUGGCCCAGCCCCUCCUCCCCUUUGCAGCCCGCCCACUAGUCUGAGAGGCUGCUGCUGAGGCUGCUUGGCCUGAAGUCUCCCGGAGAAAGGCAAAGACAGGUGGGGAGAGAAUGUCAAUGGGGAAAGAGUGGGGUCACUAAGAGUCUUAGAGUGAGUGUGAGUUGGAGGUGUUGUUUGAGUAAGGGGAGUGGGUCCAGGGUGUCUGUGGUGGUGGGGGUGUGAGGCUAGUAGGAGUGUGUUUAGGGUGGGGUCUCCAGGUGCGUGGGUUGUGUACACGGUGUAAAGGGGUGUAAUGGUGGAUAUCUGAGAUUUUGAAGGUAAGAAGAUUAGGAUGGAAGAGGGCACAUCAGAGAUAGGAGGGGCCUGAGGGGAGGUGGAGGGAGUGUGUCAGGCUGUGAGCGUGUAUGGUGCUGCAUGGACCAUGAUGUGCUAAAGGAUGGUGGGUGUUAAAUAUAUGUGCAGGUGCUACAAUCCUGGUGGCUAGUGCAAGUGUGCAAAUGAAUGUCCUGCCUGGCUUACAGGGUACCAGCAGACUGUACUUGGGAGCGCUGGAGCUGGAGAAGUUACUAGGAGAGGGGAAGGGCCUCUAUUAACCUCUUCUUGCCUGCAGCUGGCAGUCUGAAGUCAAGGAGAAUCAUGGGGUCCAGGGCUGAGCAGUACACUGUCUUAGGCGGACUCUGGUUCCUCCUGCUACUGAUGACAGGCGAGGGGGCCAAGGGUGGAGCCCUCAAAGAGAGUCAGGGGGUCUGCUCCAAGCAGACCCUGGUGGUCCCACUCCGUUACAAUGAGUCCUACAGCCAACCUGUAUAUAAGCCCUAUCUGACCCUGUGCUCUGGAAGGCGUGUCUGCAGCACCUACAGGACCACGUACCGCGUGGCCUGGAGGGAGGUGCGGAGGGAGGUGCGCCAGACCCACGCCGUGUGCUGCCAGGGCUGGAAGAAGCGGCAUCCUGGGGCACUCACCUGUGAUGAAGCCAUCUGCGCCAAGCCCUGCCAGAACGGAGGUGUCUGCGUUCGGCCGGACCAGUGCGAGUGCGCCCCAGGCUGGGGUGGGAAGCACUGUCACGUGGACGUGGAUGAAUGCAGGACCAGCGUCACUCUCUGCUCGCAUCGCUGCCUCAACACCGCGGGCAGUUUCACCUGUGGCUGCCCGCCCGGCCUGGUGCUGGGCCCUGAUGGGCGCACUUGCGCGGAGGGGGCCCCAGAGCCCGCGACCAGUGCCAGCAUCCUCAACGUGGCCGUUCGUGAGGCUGGACCUGAUGAGCGUGCCCUGAAGCGGGAGAUUCGCGAGCUGCGAGGGCGCCUGGAGAGGCUGGAGCAGUGGGCCGGUCAGGCUGGGGCCUGGGUACGAGCAGUGCUGCCCGUGCCCCCGGAAGAGCUGCAGCCCGAACAGGUGGCGGAGCUGUGGGGCCGGGGCGAUAGGAUCGAGUCUCUCAGUGACCAGGUGCUGCUGCUGGAGGAGCGACUGGGAACCUGCUCCUGUGAGGACAACAGCCUGGGCCCAGGCCUCAAAGGGUGAAGAUAAGGAGCCUCUGCAGAGUCCCUGCCCUCUAAUUUAUACAGAAACUGGACUCACUAAUCCUCUGGGAUUGGCUGGCUAGGGAGCUGCAGAUAAGGCUAUUUGCCACUGAGGAGCCAUGGACAAUGGAAACCGUGCGAAGCUAAAGAAUGGAGGAAGGCGGCUGCCGCCCCUGAAUCCUCCGGCUAGGGCCGAUGCCUGGGUGAGAACUGCUUUCUUAAGUCCUUAACAAAAACAGCCAGAACGUGCCCAGAUCUCGCUCAAUCUUUAUUCUUGGUUUCUUGCUGUUAUCCAGAUAAUUAAUAAAAAUCAACCACGCAAAA
This is a messenger RNA of Odocoileus virginianus texanus, 2656 nucleotides long. The record is from RefSeq and is a predicted model, not a curated record. Lineage: Eukaryota; Metazoa; Chordata; Mammalia; Artiodactyla; Cervidae.